AUGGAGAAUUUAAAUAGAGGAGGUUUCACUUUUGACCUUUGCAAGAGAAAUGACUUGAUUGAAAAGACAGGAUUAAAGAUGAAAGGAUUUUUAAAGACUGGUACAACCAUUGUUGGUGUUGUAUAUAAAGAUGGUGUUGUUUUGGGUGCUGAUACACGUGCUACUGAAGGUCCAAUCGUAGCAGACAAGAAUUGCGAAAAGAUACACUAUAUUGCAGACAAUAUCUAUUGUUGUGGUGCUGGUACUGCCGCCGACACUGAAAACACCACCAACUUGAUCAGCUCUAAACUUAAACUUCAUCAACUCGCAACGGGCAAGCAACCACGUGUCAUCACUGCACUCACCAUGCUCAAGCAAAUGCUCUUCAAAUACCAAGGACACGUCUCUGCCGCCCUCAUUCUCGGUGGUGUCGAUGUCAUCGGUGGUGUUGUCACUCCAUCACUCUUUACCAUCCAUCCACACGGAUCUACCGAUCAAUUACCAUACGUAACCAUGGGUUCUGGUUCACUUGCUGCUAUGGCAAUCUUUGAAGCUUUCUAUAAAAAAGAUAUGACUAAAUUAGAAGCAAUGACAUUGGUAGCUGAUGCAAUCAAGAGUGGUAUUUUCAAUGAUUUGGGUAGUGGUAGCAAUGUAGAUGUUACUGUCAUUUCACAAGAGGGUGUUGAGAUCCAUCGUGGAUACGAGAAGCCAAAUGAACGUAAAUACAGAUCGAAUCCAUACAAUUUCAAGAAGGGUACUGCUCCAGUUCUCAGUACAAGCACUUUAGAACCAUUAGGAUCACGUAUAAUUAUUGAAGAUGUUACAAUGGAAGGUUAA
Molecule: messenger RNA, 816 nt
Organism: Cavenderia fasciculata
Lineage: Eukaryota; Evosea; Eumycetozoa; Acytosteliales; Cavenderiaceae
Gene: psmB7
Product: proteasome subunit beta type 7
Exons: 3
Coding region: 1-816 (271 amino acids)
Cellular component (GO): proteasome core complex
Molecular function (GO): threonine-type endopeptidase activity
Source: RefSeq, a predicted model, not a curated record